Messenger RNA from Gigantopelta aegis, 1168 nucleotides. RefSeq lists its product as uncharacterized. The coding region runs from base 85 to 774 and encodes 229 amino acids. Gene Ontology annotation, cellular component: nucleus. NCBI's taxonomy places the organism in Eukaryota, Metazoa, Mollusca, Gastropoda, Neomphalida, Peltospiridae. The record is from RefSeq and is a predicted model, not a curated record. The transcript is spliced from 2 exons.
GCAAUGAGGGGAUGAGGGAUGGGCUUAAAUGUAACUGUCGUCCCUUACUAGUAGUACCAUUCAGUGCUUGUAUGCUGUUCAAUAAUGGAAAAUCAAGCCAAGAGACAUAGGAAAGCGAAUUUUACAGACACUGAAAUAAGAGUGCUAUUAGAAGAAAUAAGUGUUGAUCAUAAAACAUUGUUUAUGGCCAACAACCAAACUGUCACAAACAGGUUAAAGGGGGAUAUUUGGAAAAGAAUAACUGCAAAAAUCAGUGCAUGCGGCGUGGCAGAACGUACACCACAAGAGGCGAAAGAAAAAUGGAGAUCGUUGAAAGGGGCCGUCCUAAACAAGCAGAAAAGACAGACGAAAACGGGAGGUGGACCACCAGAUAAACCAUUGCCAUACGAGGACAUCAUCGUGACCAUAAUUGGAGAAAAUUCAAACCUCUACACUGGAAUAGAAGUGCAAGGAACAGACACUUAUGAAAACCCACAAACACAAGCAGUCGAGUGCAAGAAUAACACUGAAAAUACGUGUGUGGUUUCCUCGGAACCCACGCCACAUUGCUCAAAGGAAUACCCUGAGGAUUUGACGUCCGUCCAAACUAUCUCUGGUCCAACACCUUCAUCUCUCACUUUAACACCGCUUUUAAAUGUAGACACAACACUAUGUCAGGACGAUGAUAAUAUAGCAGUUGCUAUUGUAAAUGAAAGUAAAACAUUUGAAGCAAAACAAUCAGCUUCACCAUCACUUGACAAAAUAUUAAUAACGAAAUCAAAGGCCCAAAAAUGAAAAAAGUCCUUGGUGGAGAAAGGGCUAGAUGAUCAUGAGAAUGAUCUCUUUGAGGAAUAUCUCAAAAGUGAGAUAGAAAAAAACAAAGGCCAUGACCAUUUUUUUCAAUAACAAAAACAAAAAGAUUUUGUUAGAAAUUAAAAAACUUGAAAAAAUUGAAAAGGAAGACGAGUUACAUAAUUAAAUUUUGUAAUGAAAACUGCAAUAAAUUCAUUUAAUAAUAGGGAUAUUUGUAUGAAUACCCUGAAUGAACUAGUUUUGUAGUUCCUUAUUACACCUACAUUAUUAAUGAACAACAUGCUAUGAACAAGUAUGGUUUUUACGUUUUACUUAGGCAAAGUUAUUGUUUACGUUUAUUUUGUAAUUGUAAUACGUAAUAAAGAAAGCAAAUAUU